Molecule: messenger RNA, 2700 nt
Organism: Verruconis gallopava
Lineage: Eukaryota; Fungi; Ascomycota; Dothideomycetes; Venturiales; Sympoventuriaceae
Product: pre-mRNA-splicing factor ATP-dependent RNA helicase PRP43
Exons: 3
Coding region: 83-2386 (767 amino acids)
Cellular component (GO): spliceosomal complex; intracellular anatomical structure
Molecular function (GO): RNA binding; RNA helicase activity; ATP binding
Source: RefSeq, a predicted model, not a curated record
GAAAAAAAAAAGCGAAGACGGUGUCGCUGCUAACCAACCCACCAUCCGCGUCUCUGACCGCCGUCCUCUUUCCCACCGCGACAUGGCAGACAGACGGCCUGACGCUGAAGAGAACGGUCGCGCAAAACGGCAAAAGACAGACGGUGCAGACAUGGACCCUAAGGCGAAUCCGUACCUCGCGCAUUGGAACAAUGACGAACAGGAUGGCUACUCCAACGGUCAAGAGGGCAAAAAGUCAAAGAAAGAUCUUCUGGCUGGCUUCACCAGACAUAGAACAACUGCCGAGCAGGCGAGAGCGGCCGAAGAUGGCCCCUUCAACCCGUUCACUGGCCAGAAGUUUAGCAAGCGAUAUCUGAGCAUUUUGGAAACCAGGCGCAAUCUGCCUGUGCAUGCGCAAAGAAACGAGUUCCUCAAGCUCUUUCAAGAAUCCCAGAUCCUCGUCUUUGUCGGUGAGACUGGUUCUGGUAAGACGACCCAGAUUCCGCAAUUUGUGCUGUACGAUGAUCUCCCCCAACUCCACGGCAAGAUGAUCGCGUGUACACAGCCGCGCCGUGUGGCAGCAAUGUCUGUUGCCGAGCGUGUCUCACAAGAGCUGGAUGUGGAGCUAGGCGAGGAAGUCGGUUACAGCAUCCGCUUUGAGGACAAGACGUCGCCAAAGACGAUUCUGAAGUACAUGACGGAUGGUAUGCUACUGCGCGAGGCGAUGACGGACCAUAAUCUGACCCGAUACUCGUGCUUGAUCCUCGACGAGGCGCAUGAGCGCACCCUCGCGACGGACAUCCUCAUGGCGUUCUUGAAGGAGGUCGCUGUGAGAAGGCCAGACCUGAAGAUUGUCAUCAUGUCUGCCACUCUUGACGCUCAAAAGUUCCAAAAGUACUUCGCUAUCAACGAAAAACCUGCGCCGCUUCUCGCUGUGCCAGGCCGAACACACCCAGUCGAGAUUUUCUACACCACGGAACCAGAGCGUGACUAUGUCGAGGCAGCGCUGAGGACUGUGCUUCAAAUACAUGCCACGGAGCCGGAAGGCGAUAUUUUGCUUUUCUUAACCGGCGAGGAGGAAAUCGAGGAUGCGUGCCGGAAGAUCAGCCUAGAGGCGGAUGAGAUGAUCCGAGAGGCAGACGCUGGACCGCUGAAAGUCUAUCCGCUUUACGGAACACUUCCUCCACAGCAGCAGCAGAAGAUAUUCGAGCCAGCGCCACCACCGAGAACAAAGGGGGGUAGGCCAGGCCGAAAAGUGAUUGUCUCGACGAACAUUGCCGAGACCUCGCUCACUAUCGACGGCAUAGUCUACGUGGUCGACCCUGGUUUCUCAAAGCAAAAGGUAUACAAUCCACGCAUCCGUGUCGAGUCGUUGCUCGUCUCGCCCAUAUCGAAGGCUUCGGCUGCACAGAGAGCUGGUCGUGCUGGUCGUACUCGACCUGGCAAAUGCUUCCGACUGUACACGGAACAAGCGUUCAAGAAAGAGCUCAUCGAACAAACACACCCAGAAAUCUUGCGCUCUAACUUGUCUAUGACCGUCCUUCAGCUCAAGAAACUUGGCAUCGACGAUCUUGUGCACUUUGAUCUAAUGGACCCUCCAGCGCCGGAGACUUUAAUGCGGGCCUUGGAAGAGUUGAACUACCUUGCGUGUCUCGACGACGAAGGAGAUAUGACCGAACUGGGUCGUUUGGCGUCCGAGUUCCCGCUCGACCCAGCGUUGGCAGUCAUGCUGAUCUCAAGCCCCGAAUUCUACUGUUCCAACGAGAUACUUUCGAUCACGGCGCUCCUGUCGGUCCCACAAAUCUUCGUGCGGCCAGCCAACGCCCGCAAACGUGCGGAUGAGAUGAAAGAGCUUUUUGCACAUCCGGACGGCGACCACCUCACCAUGCUCAACUGCUACCACGCUUUCAAAUCUCCCGAGGCCCAAAAGGAUCCCAGACAAUGGUGCUACGAUCACUUCCUGUCGUACCGUGCCCUGCAGCAGGCAGAUAACGUGCGCCUGCAGCUCAAGCGCAUCAUGGAGUCCCGCGAAAUCGAGCUCGUGAGCACGCCCUUUGAAGACAAGAAAUACUACGAGAACAUCCGGCGCGCCCUUGUCGCUGGGUUUUUCAUGCAGGUCGCCAAGAGGGAGAGCGGCGGCAAGACGUACACCACGGUCAAGGACGAGCAAAGCGUGCUGCUGCAUCCGAGCACGGUGCUGGGUGUGGACGCAGAAUGGGUCAUUUACAACGAGUUUGUGCUCACGACGAAGAACUACAUCCGAACGGUUACGCACGUCAAGCCAGAGUGGCUGCUGGACAUCGCACCGAACUAUUACAAUCUUGACGACUUCAAGAACGGGGAGAUCAAAACGGCGCUGAAGAGGACGAUAGAAAAGAUGCGCAGGAGGGAAGCGAUGAAGAGGUGAGCGGUGGUAUUUGGAAGCGCGUCAAGUAGAAAAAAUAACGGCGUUUUUUCUCAUUGUUGGUCAUUCCACACAAAAGAACACACGAUGACCAAGAUGGCGGCAGACUUUGACCAGAGUCUUCCAUUCAUGGCGCACGUUUUAGACUUCAACUCCCACUCUCAGUGGUUUAAGAAGCUAUCCCAACCAGUAGCUUUUAAAUCAAAUCUUUUUUUUUUCGUUCGAGAAGUAUCCUCACCAUAACCAGUUUUAGUUUUAGCGCAAGAGUUAAAUAUAUAUAUAUAUACCAGAGGGCGACACCGCGAAAUCGAUCAGCC